Messenger RNA from Brugia malayi, 1068 nucleotides. RefSeq lists its product as uncharacterized. The coding region runs from base 1 to 1068 and encodes 355 amino acids. Lineage: Eukaryota; Metazoa; Nematoda; Chromadorea; Rhabditida; Onchocercidae. The transcript is spliced from 8 exons. The record is from RefSeq and is a predicted model, not a curated record.
AUGGCAGAUAGUCCACCAGAAAAGCGUCGAUGUACGAAAGAUGAGAAGAUGAAAGAUAGGGGAAGAGACAGUGAUAAGAUGGAAUAUGCAAGAACGGGUGAUAAUGAUGUGGAAGAAACGAAGAAAGAUGAUGAUAAUGAUGAUUCUAAAUUAUUGUCACAAGCUAUGGAUGAAACAAAUUGGAUUGUUCCGACUCAGCCUGAUAAAGUAUCAUUUUUGUCGGAGAAUUUGAGAGAAGGUCUCCUGAAACCGUUUGAUGAAAUACCAUUUGCUGGAGAUGUAUAUAUGCUUACACAAGAAAUUAACAGAUUAAGAAAACAACUCGGCGAUUCGCUUGGAGAAAAUCAAAUGUUAAUAUAUAAAGUUAAAAAUUUGAAUCGUGAGAAUGCAUUGCUGCAGGAUAAUCUGAUUCAAGUACAUCAAAGUUUCGAACAAAGGUUUCUUGAGCAACAGAAUGACUUUGAAAAGACUGAGAGAGAUAUGCGAAAUGUGAUUACUUGUCAGGAACAAGAUCUAAGAACAAAAGAAUUCAGGGAUCGUUUGAAUAAUUCUGCAUUAGUAGCUACGAAAAGUGGUUAUGUCGAGUUGACAGAAACAAAUGGUGGUGUACAUCAAGGCUCACCUGUAAUUCGACUGAAAAAAGUUUCCGUACCAAAUUUCCGACAAGAGAAUUGUUUUCCGAGAACUCUAAAUGAUUCUCCAAUACUGAAAAAAGCUUUUGGUCAUCGCAGAUUAGUCUUAAAUGAUACUUUCCAUGCGAUUGAUAGUCAAGGAAAAUGUAUUAACAAUAGUAUGUUCAAUAAACACGACAACAGUAACACUGAGGCUAAUCGAAUUGAGCAAAUUUCUUCAUGGCCGGAAAUGCAAAUUUCGAAUCCUAAUUUGUACAGUUGUCUUCUGUAUCUUCGUCCAGAUAAUCAGCUUUCUCAACUUUACGGUAUAUGUGACGAAAUGACUGCACUUGACUUCCGCACGAUUUUUCCAGAAUUAGUAAGAAACCGUGAGUGGAAGACCACUCAGCUUAUGCAUAUUGUUCUUGUAGAGCCACGAAAACGAUGGUGCCGCUAA